This is a messenger RNA of Cydia fagiglandana, 455 nucleotides long. RefSeq names its product cytochrome c oxidase assembly factor 5. Gene Ontology annotation, biological process: mitochondrial respiratory chain complex IV assembly. The record is from RefSeq and is a predicted model, not a curated record. The coding region runs from base 93 to 338 and encodes 81 amino acids. Gene Ontology annotation, cellular component: mitochondrion. The transcript has 3 exons. Lineage: Eukaryota; Metazoa; Arthropoda; Insecta; Lepidoptera; Tortricidae.
UGUUAGAUUUGUGAUUACUGUUGAAAUAAUUGAGCAAAGAAAUCAACAAAUUAGAAGAUUCAUGCAGAUUGAAUAGAAAACAAAUACAGAAAAUGGUUGUUUUCGCUCCAGAUGAACUAGGACUUGCCGACAAGUCACCCUGUGCUGGCAUCAGAGCUGAUCUCAAGAUGUGUUUGUUAAAUACGGAUUGCUGCAAAAAGGGCAAGAAAACACCUCGAGAAUGUUUAAAGUCAGGGGAAGUUGGAGAUGAAUGCCUGCAACUGCGACAGGCUUUUUUUGAGUGCAAACGAUCCUUAUUGGAUAAUAGAAGAAGAUUUCGAGGGCACAGAGGAUACUGAAGCUAUGUAUGAUCAUUCAUUACUAAAGUUUAGUUUAUUAUUUUACUAUUAAAAGAACAAAUGUGUAGUAUUAAAUAUUAAUUCUUGUUUUCCAAUAAAGUUACCAAAAAUAAUGAA